Messenger RNA from Zea mays, 1621 nucleotides. RefSeq lists its product as uncharacterized. The coding region runs from base 227 to 1144 and encodes 305 amino acids. Gene Ontology annotation, cellular component: nuclear pore outer ring; COPII vesicle coat. Gene Ontology annotation, biological process: protein import into nucleus; COPII-coated vesicle budding. The record is from RefSeq and is marked validated. Gene Ontology annotation, molecular function: structural molecule activity; protein binding. The transcript is spliced from 2 exons. Lineage: Eukaryota; Viridiplantae; Streptophyta; Magnoliopsida; Poales; Poaceae.
UCUGCCCCGCACCCUCCGCGUCGAACACCAGAUCCGGCCACCGCUCCACCUCUGUCCAUCUCACGCCAACGCCCACUGGCGUCCUCGUUCCUCCCUGCCGGGGAGCGGCGGAGAGCUUUUCACCUCGUCUUAGGGACCUCUGGCUUCCUUCCCCCUGCCGGCGAUCGGCGGAGAUCCGCUGUUCUAACAUCGUCUCCCGCUGCUGACUUGUGAACAAGGCAGCAGCAUGGUUCAGUUUGGAAACAUGUCAUCAAAGAAGAUAGAGUUGGAUCACAAGGACAUGGUCCAUGAUUCUGCUAUCGACUACUAUGGCAAGCGCCUUGCCACUGCCUCCUCAGACUCUACCGUGAAGAUCAUCAACAUUGGCGCGGCAAAUGCCCCAUCCCAGGUCCUUGCAACGCUUAGUGGCCACUAUGGUCCUGUGUGGCGUGUUGCUUGGGCCCAUCCAAAGUAUGGCGCUAUCCUUGCUUCGUGCAGUUAUGAUGGCCGUGUCAUUAUUUGGAAAGAGGAUGCACGAGGCAAUUGGUCUCAAGUCCAUGUGUUCAGUGACAACAAGUCAUCUGUCAACUCCAUUGCAUGGGCUCCGUAUGAGGUUGGGCUUUGCCUUGCCUGUGCAUCUUCAGGUGGAAGAAUAUCCAUCUUGACGAUGCGAGCUGAUGGGGGUUGGGAUACUGCAACCAUUGAGCGAGCACAUCCUGUUGGUGCGACUGCCAUAUCCUGGGCUCCUGCAACAGAUUCAAUAGCUGGCACAGGGGAGUUUGUUUACAAGCUUGUCUCAGGAGGGUUUGACUCGGUUGUUAAGGUCUGGGGAUUCAACAAUGGUAGCUGGAAGCUGGAGAGUGCUCUUAUCUCUGACAUGCACACAGAUUGUGUGAGGGAUGUCGCGUGGGCACCAGUUUUGGGAUUGGCCAAAUCGACCAUUGCCAGCGCUUCACAAGACGGGAAGGUUGUCAUCUGGACCAGGGGAAAGGAUGGAGACAAGUGGGAGCGGAAGCUCAUGCGUGACUUUGGUUCCCCUGUCUGGAGGGUGUCCUGGUCCUUGACUGGGAACAUAUUAUCCAUAGCUGCUGGUGGGAACAAUAUAACCCUCUGGAAGGAAGGGUCAGAUGGGCAAUGGGAGGAGGUGAUGAAGGUUGAAACAUAGGAUGUCCGUCAAGUUUUCUGAAGAUAAAGUGUGUUUUACUAGUGUUUCCUGCAGAUCCAUGUUUCGACGUGGACAAAGUUUGCCGUUGUGCUUCGACAGAACAUCCAAUUCACUUAUUUUGGUACUUUCUGACGAGGCAAUUAUACUCUUGGAUGGAUCCCGUGCGCUUUAGAGUGGUAAUUUCAGAUCGGUGAGCCUGUUUAGUUCUGUAUAUCCUCAACUUCUUUUUUGGUGGAACAUCAGAGCUGCUGCAAGUAAUGUUAUCUAAUAAGCACUGUAGCAAUUUCUAUUGCUGUUUGUGCUGCGGCUACUGUAGCGCUGCUCUGGUGCGCGCCAUCGUUUGAGUUUUAUUGAUUUGUUGUGCAAGCAUAACAUAGCAAGAUUCUAUAAUUCGUUCCGCGUGUCAUUCCGGUGAUAGAUUUAUGACAUUUGAGGAAGGGAUAUGUUUGUAAUAAAAAAGUAAUUCAAUCUAGAACA